Messenger RNA from Zophobas morio, 4231 nucleotides. RefSeq lists its product as uncharacterized. The coding region runs from base 417 to 4226 and encodes 1269 amino acids. The record is from RefSeq and is a predicted model, not a curated record. The transcript has 14 exons. NCBI's taxonomy places the organism in Eukaryota, Metazoa, Arthropoda, Insecta, Coleoptera, Tenebrionidae. Gene Ontology annotation, molecular function: serine-type endopeptidase inhibitor activity.
AUUUGAAGUGACGUCAUCACAUUAUUGGUGGGGAUGAUUACACAAAUUUAAUAAUUUUGCGACAUUUAUGAAAAAAAUAUCAGUUAACAAAAAUGGCACGAAAGUGACCAUUAUUUUAUGGGAACAACUACCUGCUAAAUCUUCUCCGAUAAAUUCGGGAGAACUGGUGUGAGCCAUAAAUAUUUCUUACCAAAUGUAUAUAUAACAACUGUCCGUCCCGUUAUUGUCAAUAAAAUUUUAUAGGGUAAAAUGUGAAUUUCGUUGUAGUUUGAGCCUACCUACAAAUUCUGUCCUUGAAGGAUUUGGACCGCCUUCUUCGGUGAGGGCAGGCAAAAACGAUCCGCCCAUAGGCUCAAAACAUUUGCGUGCGAUUGUACUACCUUGCACUAGAUUGGGUAUUUUGUAUUUUUUAGAAAAUGCAGUCUUAUUUACAACUUUUGCUGUACUGCCUACUCUUCGUUUUUGCUACUGAAACGUCUCUCCAAGAAUUUAUGUCUGGUAACAACUUGUUCACGACAUCUUUGUACAAGGUAAAACUCAAGUAUCUCUUCCACAAUAAACUCAUUUUUCAGCAAAUCAUCGUCGAAGAACAUGCUAAUUUCCUGAAAAUGCAGACCUAUUUACAUCUUUUGCUGUACUGCCUAACUUUGGCUUUCGCCACUGAAACGUCUCUCCAAGAAUUUAUCUCUGGUAACAACUUGUUCACCACAUCUCUAUACAAGCAAAUCAUCGCCGAAGAACAUGGUAAUUUUCUGGUAAGUCCAUUAUCAGCCGAAAUCAUCCUCGCCUUAACCCAAUCAGGCGCCAAAGGUGCAACCGCUGAAGAAAUCAGAACAACCCUCCACCUCCCCAACUCUCAAGAAAAAAUAGAAUCUGCCAUUCAAACCCUCCAACCACUCUUGAACAAAACCGACCUCUACACCCUCCAAUCGGCCAAUAAAAUCUACAUCCAAAAUAAUUUCGAGAUAAAAGACGAAUUCAAAAAAUCGGCUACAGUUUUCGACUCGGAAUUAGAAAAUAUAGAUUUCGUGCAAAACAUUGCAGCCGCUAGUACCGUGAACGCUUGGGUGGAAAAUCGUACCAACCAUAAGAUCAAGAACUUGAUUCAAGAAGAUGAUUUGGGUGCCGACACCAGGGCGGUUUUAAUCAACGCACUGUAUUUUAAAGCAAACUGGUCAAGAUCUUUCAAAACUAGUACUACUAAACAAGGUUUCUAUACAGCAAAUGGAGACAAAGUUGAAGUUGACACCAUGUAUGACACCGCGAUUCAAAACUACUACGAAAGUCAAGAACUGGAUGCUAAAUUUUUGGAAAUAUUGUUCAAAGGGGGUGAGGUUGUUUUAACCGUGGUACUACCAAAGGAAAGAAAUGGUCUGUCCGUUCUUGAAGCCAAGUUGGAGAAGGUUUUCGAAGCUCCUGCUUACACCAGAGAACGCGUUGAUAUUAUUUUACCCAAAUUCAAGGUUGAAAGUACGACAGAUUUGAAAGCAAUCCUCGAGAAGUUGGGUGUUAACAAAGUUUUUGGUGGAGAAGCCGAUCUUAGUGGAAUUGCGGGCAAUAAGGGGGAUCUUGUCGUUGAUAAAGUACGACAGAAGAGUUUUAUUGAUGUUAAUGAAAGAGGAGUGGAGGCAACAGCCGCUACUAUCCUUAGUAUUGUUUUUAAAAGUGGGUCAUCUUUUCGUCACGUAGCACCGAAGGAGUUCAUAGCCGAUCACCCCUUCAUCUUCUAUAUUAAAUUGAAAGAAAUGGUGAUUUUCGCAGGAAGAGUUGUGGAUCCGAGACAUUCUGAUUUUCUGAAACAAGUCAGAAUGCAGUCUCAUUUAUAUAUUUCACCCUUUGGCGUACCCUUGACUUCCGCCACUGAAACUUCUCUCAAAGAGUUUAUCUCCGGUAACAACUUGUUCACGACAUCUCUAUACAAGCAAAUCAUCGUCGAAGAACAUGGUAAUUUUCUUGUAAGUCCUUUAUCAGUGGAGAUCAUCCUCGCAUUAACCCAAUCAGGAGCUAAAGAUGCAACCGCUGAAGAAAUCAGAACAGCUCUCCACCUCCCCAACUCCCAAGAAAAAAUAGAAGCUGCCAUUCAAACUCUCCAACCACUCUUGAAGAAAAACAAUCUCUACACCCUCCAAUCGGCCAAUAAAAUCUACAUCCAAAAUAAUUUCGAGAUAAAAGACGAAUUCAAAAAAUCGGCUACAGUUUUCGACUCUGAAUUAGAAAAUAUAGAUUUUGGGCAAAACAUUGCAGCCGCCAGUACCAUGAACGAUUGGGUGGAAAAUCGUACCAACCAUAAAAUCAAGAACUUGAUUAACGAAAAGGAUUUGGGUGGUCACACCAGAGCUGUUUUAAUCAACGCUUUGUAUUUCAAAGCGAACUGGUCGACCACUUUCGAAACUUUUAAGACUACGAAGGAAGAUUUCUAUAAAUCGGGUACAGAAAAAGUACGAGUGGACACCAUGCAUGAUACAUGGUACCGGAACUAUUAUGAAAGUCAAGAACUAGGUGCCAAAUUUAUAGAAAUACCGUUUAGGGGGAUUGAGGUUGUUUUUACCGUGAUACUACCGAACGAAAGGAACGGAUUGUCUGUUCUUGAAACUCAGUUGGAGAAGAUUUUCCCAGUCCCUUCUUACACCUGGGAGAAAGUUAGAUUAGCUUUACCCAAAUUCAAGAUUACAAGUACGAUAGAUUUGAAGACAAUCCUGCAGACGUUGGGUGUUAACAAGGUUUUUAAAGGUGAAGAAGCCGACCUAAGUGGAAUUGCCGGCAAUAAGGGAGAUCUUGUUGUCGAUCAAAUACAACAGAAGAGUUUUAUUGAUGUUAAUGAACGUGGAGUGGAAGCAACAGCUGCUACUUACAUUCGUUGUGUUCAACAUUGUGGUUCCCUUUCCCCUGAAGUACCACCGAAAGAGUUCAUAGCCGAUCAUCCCUUCAUCUUCUACAUUAAAGUGAAGGAUGUGGUGAUUUUCUCAGGAAGAGUUGUGGAUCCGAGUGAACGUAUAUCGACGAUAAGAAGUCAAGUUCAGGAUAAUCACUGUUUUUUUAAAAUUCAGUCUUAUUUUCAUCUUUUGCUCCACUGCAUACCUAUGACUUUCGCCACUGAAACUUCUCUCCGAGAGUCUAUCUCUGGUAACAAUUUGUUCACGACGUCUCUAUACAAGCAAAUCACCACCCACCACCAUGGUAAUUUUCUUGUAAGUCCUUUAUCAGUGGAGAUCAUCCUCGCAUUAACCCAAUCAGGAGCUAAAGAUGCAACCGCUGAAGAAAUCAGAACAGCUCUCCACCUCCCCAACUCCCAAGAAAAAAUAGAAGCUGCCAUUCAAACCCUCCAACCACUCUUGAAGAAAAACGAUCUCUACACCCUCCAAUCAGCGAAUAAAAUCUACAUCAAGAAUAAUUUCCAGAUAAGGGACGAAUUCAGAAAAUCGGCUACAGUUUUCCACUCGGAAUUAGAAAAUAUAGAUUUCGGGCAAAGCAAUGCCGCUGCUAGUACCAUGAACGAUUGGGUGGAAAAUCGUACCAACCAUAAAAUCAAGAACUUGAUUAACGGAGGGGAUUUGGGUGAUCACACCCGAGCUGUUUUAAUCAACGCUUUGUAUUUCAAAGCGAACUGGUCGACCACUUUCGAAACUUCUAGGACUACGAAGGAAGAUUUCUAUAAACUGGGUACGGAAAAAGUACAAGUGGAUACCAUGCAUGAUACAUGGAACCGGAACUAUUAUGAAAGUCAAGAACUAGGUGCCAAAUUUAUAGAAAUACCGUUUGAAGGGAAUGAGGUUGUUUUUACCGUGGUACUACCGAACGAAAGGAACGGAUUGUCUGUUCUUGAAACUCAGUUGGAGAAGAUUUUCCCAGUCCCUUCUUACACCUGGGAGAAAGUUAGAAUAGCUUUACCCAAAUUCAAGAUUACAAGUACGAUAGAUUUGAAGACAAUCCUUCAGACGUUGGGUAUUAACAAGGUUUUUAAAGGUGAAGAAGCCGACCUAAGUGGAAUUGCCGGCAAUAAGGGAGAUCUUGUUGUCGAUCAAAUACAACAGAAGAGUUUUAUUGAUGUUAAUGAAAGUGGAGUGGAAGCAACAGCUGCUACUUACCUUCGUUUUGUCCCCUGUAGUCUUUCCUUGUCCCCUGAGGCACCACCGAAAGAGUUCAUAGCCGAUCAUCCCUUCAUCUUCUACAUUAAAGUGAAGGAUGUGGUGAUUUUCUCAGGAAGAGUUGUGGAUCCGAGUCAGUAAAAUUC